Molecule: messenger RNA, 2611 nt
Organism: Notothenia coriiceps (black rockcod)
Lineage: Eukaryota; Metazoa; Chordata; Actinopteri; Perciformes; Nototheniidae
Product: lipoma HMGIC fusion partner-like 2 protein
Exons: 3
Coding region: 466-1134 (222 amino acids)
Cellular component (GO): membrane
Source: RefSeq, a predicted model, not a curated record
GGGCGACGUCAGACGGUGGUGGGAUGGCUCUAUGUGAGGGGAGAAGGAAAGAGAAAACGUCCUGAAGAAAGGAGCCUGGAGUGAGUGAGCGCUGGGCUGCACCGGGAACACAGCAGCGGUUCAAAACAGAGGACGGCUCCUUCACGUCGGCUGCAACAUCACACCACGUCGGCUCUGUGUGCUUUCUCAAACGUUACCAUGGCUGAGGGAAGCUGCUUCGGUGCGUUGUAGCUGUUUGCGAUGACCAGACCUUGCCUCAUUAAAGAAGAAGAAGAGGCGAGAGCAAACAAUACCGACUGAGAGGAGGAAAAACAUCUGCUCAGAGAGGAUAAGAACAGAACAGGGAACCUACUGGAACCUUCUCUUUGUAGUAAAGGAAUUUAAACUCCCCAGUAUCAGUCAGUUGAAGGGUUCAAGAAUUAUAUAUUUUUUUACUUUGUGACCAUCUCAGAAAGAGUGAGCAUCAUGUGCCAUGUUAUUGUAACCUGCCGCUCUAUGCUCUGGACACUACUCAGCAUUGUGGUGGCCUUUGCUGAGCUUAUUGCCUUCAUGAGCCCUGAUUGGCUGCUGGGAUCCCCCCGCUCGGACUCUAGUGCGAGCGGGGCGGGCGUGGACUCGGGGGAGUACCGGCCGUCUCUCGGCAUGUACAGUCGCUGCCUUCGUGUCGGGGCCCGGGGAAUUGGGGUGAGCUGCGGGCCCUACGCUCGGACAUUUGGAGAAGUGGCCAGCGGCUUCUGGCAGGCGGCCAUGUUGUUUCUGGCAGCAGGGAUCUUAGUUCUAGCAGGAGUCGCCUGUAUCUCCAUCUUCAGCCUGUGCUUCCAGAGCAUCCUGAAGAAGAGCAUAUUCAACAUCUGUGGACUGCUCCAGGCUAUCGGAGGCCUGUUGCUGAUGGUGGGCCUCAUGCUGUACCCUGCUGGUUGGGGAUCAGAGAAGGUGAUCAGCUACUGUGGCGCUGAGGCCUUGCCCUUUAGGCCGGCCCUCUGUUCCCUAGGCUGGGCCUUCUACGCCGCGAUAGGAGGAACGCUGGGGUCCUUCCUGUGUGCCGUUUUGUCUGCACAGGCUGAGAUUGCCACUUCCAGCGACAAGGUCCAGGAGGAGAUUGAAGAAGGGAAGAGUCUAAUCUGCCUGCUCUGAGCCUUCAAACAACCUGGGGAAACCAUCCUUGGUGUCUUUUCUCUUUUACACACAUUUUUAGAUCUCAGUGGAGGAGAACAGACAUUUCUUUCUGCAAUUUUCUUUAUGAUGAGAUCGCUGGUUGUUGAAAAGAUCGAAGCCCUGAAAACAAAAUGUUAAUAUGCAGAUCACGCUACCAAUAUCAUCCUACCUAAUGAUAAACAUGGACAAAGUAAAACGUAUAUUUCCCUUCUACAGCUGCAGGUUGAACUGCCAAAAAUGCUCUUGUACAGCAGCAGGCUAAAGAACAUUACCUGCAGACGUAUCCAAUGUUUUUGAACAAGAUAGUGUUUAUUUUUCUAAUGAUCUUUGCCAUAAACAAACCACUGUACUGGAGAAGCAGGAGAUUAGUUAAAUAAAUCGGUAGUCGAUGAGUCAUUAGCAUUUUUGUGGACAGGUUAAUGACUACAAGUCAGUGCGUAUGUUUAUAAUGUCCUUAUAAUGUUCAUUCACACGGUUCACCUGCAAAACGUAACAAACCACUGAAUACUAGCAGAUGUGUCCAUUUAGACUCCCAACAAGGACUUGGGAGUGUGUGUGUGUGUGUGUGUGUGUGUGUGUGUGUGUGUGUGUGUGUGUGUGUGUGUGUGUGUGUGUGUGUGUGUGUGUGUGUGUGUGUGUGUGUGUGUGUGUCAGACAUUUACUGUUUUGUUUUCUAAACUUCUUUAUUAUCUGAUUGUGUGGCACAGCAGGACUCUCUAACUUUCCAUAUGCCACUUAAGGGAUCAUUCACUUUAAAGGUGGUUUCCCUAUUAAAUGGAUUGUUUGUGGGUCUCUAGAAGCUUAUUAACUUGCAGUGUGUGAACAGAACCGAGACUCGCCAUGUGUUUUUCUAUGGUGGACUUUCAUGAGGAGAUGUUUGCUCAAAGCGAGAUAAAGGCUGCACCAGAGAUUAUCACAGGUUACCUUACGACACAGCACACAGACGAGAUCUGGUUUGUAAAUAUGCCCAAAGAACCGGUUACAUUUUAAAAAGGCUUUGUUGAGCUUUUGCUAAAUGAAUGUAAAUGAAUGGGUUUUCAGUGAUGCUUUGAUUAGGGCAGACCUCUCUGUUUUGUUUGGUACUUUUGGAGAUCAGAGUAUUGUAUUUUGCACUUGGUUCUCAAUUCAUUUAAAAUUGCUUCAUAACUUUCCUAACCCUGCUUCAUCAAGUUGCUGUAAAUGUAACAUCAUGUGAUCACUUUUAUUAUUUGUAGAUAAGAUGUGCAAUAAUUCAACUAUAUUGUGUCUGCUUUGAGAGAGAGUGGACUGAGAGGAUGAGACGUUUCUAGUCUGUCUGUGCUAAAAUGUAUAUGUUGACUGUACUCUGUUUUGUUACAUUAACAAAAGGGUAACAGCAUCCGUGGCACAUUGUAUAAAGCUGCAUGUAUGAGAGGUUGAUAUGUGUGAGAGAUCUGUCUGUACUUUGUACUCAAAUAAACCAGGCCUUCUUUAAAUA